Messenger RNA from Brassica rapa (field mustard), 3287 nucleotides. RefSeq names its product ribonuclease 3-like protein 3. Gene Ontology annotation, molecular function: RNA binding; ribonuclease III activity. Gene Ontology annotation, cellular component: cytoplasm; nucleus. NCBI's taxonomy places the organism in Eukaryota, Viridiplantae, Streptophyta, Magnoliopsida, Brassicales, Brassicaceae. Gene Ontology annotation, biological process: siRNA processing. The record is from RefSeq and is a predicted model, not a curated record.
UAUAUAUAUAGAUAUCAUGAAAUUGAAUAACGAUUUCCGUUUUUCCACGCUGAUUGAAUAAUGAACAACUAUAUAAACAAUAUUGGAAAAAAAAUAUAACAAAUAUAUAAAAGGGGUCAAAGAAACUUAUUACGUACCCACGAAGAACAAGAACGAAAACAAACACCAAAAUCGGAAAAAGACCGAUCUUCUCCCUCUUCUCCCUAUGGAAACGCAACUCUCAAACGCAGACGCUGAUUCCCUCCAGCGACUCCUAAAUUUGAGCCUCGGAGCUAAAGAAAACACCGCCAAAAUCGUCAACGGAUCACGAUCCGCAAACUCCACCAAUCCACAGUACCAGCCUUUGGACAUCGAGUUCGUGGAGAAGAUCUUGAACUACAAGUUCAAAGACAAGAGUUUGCUGCUGCAAGCGUUCACAGACGCUACGUUUGAUGAAAACUGCGUUUCGUAUGAACGCCUAGAGUUCUUAGGAGACACAGUCCUAAAUAUGGUUAUAACCAAAUAUUUAUAUAAUCGCUACGGAGAUUGUUCCCCAGGUUUGUUGACCAAUCUUCGAGCGGUCAACGUUGAUACAGAGAAACUUGCCAGAGUCGCUGUAAAACAUAACCUCCAUCGCUGCCUCCGUCAUAAGAAACCCUUGCUUGAGGACCAAAUUUUGGAAUUUACAAAAGCAAUGGAAACAUAUCCAUUACACUCGCGUGGUCUAUUGAAAGUCCCUAAAUCUCUAGCAGACAUAGUAGAGUCUACCAUUGGAGCUCUAUACACUGACUGUGACUCUUUUGAGACCGUGUGGAAGGUAAUUUUGUAUAUGCAUGAUACCUUUCAUAAGUAUUCUUUAAUUAGAUUAAUUAUAUACGAUCUACUAAUCGAUGAAUUUGUGUUUGAUAUUAUUAACAUACAUAAGGUGGUAAUGCCAUUGUUGGAGCCGAUAAUAUCUUUAGAUAAACUGGAGAACCAUCCAAUGACAGAACUUCAUGAGAUGUGUCAGAAGAAGAAUUUGAAAUUGAGGUUCGACGACAGUACUUGGGAAGUUGAUAAACGGGUUCUUGUCUUUAUUGAGGAUAAAUUGGUUGGACGUGGACAUCAUCUUGCCAAGAAAGACAGUGCUAAAAAUUGCGCUGCAAAAGAUGCUCUCGACAAUUUUUCCUAUUUCUUUACAAAGAUUUAAUAUAAUUUAUAUAGUUUGUAUGAAAAACUCUUUUUAUCUUGAAAAGAUUGUAUUGUUUCUUUGUAUUUGAAUCAACGUGAAUAAAAAUAACAAGACUUUGGGCUACAAGCCCACCAUGUCAAAAUUUAUCUAAAAAUUAUUAAAGGUAGCAAUUGUUUGUUUGUGUUGGUUCAUGGCCAAUUAGUUAGUUUUUUUAAACAACACAUGUUCAAUUUCCUGAAGUGAAUUUAUAAACAUGCAAGUGAUAGGAUUACCCAAGAAAUAAACUGUUUCCUAAUUAUGUCUGAAGCCCUAUAUUCCCCCGAGUCCAUUUGCUACAUAUAUAUGCUAGCAUACAUUGAAAUGAGUCUCGAAGAGUGACAACAAAGGAGAAACAUAAAACUCCCUUAGAAAGGCCCAUAAGUAUUGUUACGAUAUAUAGCUUUGCCGAUUAAAAUCUAUGUUUGAUAUAUAGCUUGUAUCUAGGACCGGCACUGUAUGGUAUAUAUCGGCUGUUGGCUGUUGCGGUGAAGAAUUUGAUGGAAUCAAGUGACGCUUUUAUCUCAUCUAUGCUAUCUGCUUUAUUCUCCAAUCCUCAUUUGCAACAUUUACUCAAAACUCCCUUCGGAUGUUUCAGAUAGCUGAGGAGCAGCGGUUUGUGCUCAAACACAACAGUCAAGAGACCCUCUAACCGAGUGGGCUGCGGUGCCAUGUGACCUCUACUAUGGUCUAUGGUUAUAUGGCAUUGGCCAUAUGUCAACCUUAAGAUUAGUAGGAACAUUGUACACAUCGCAUACUUCUUCUUCAUGAUCCCAAUAGAAUCUGUAAAAUCACUCAUACAGCAUCCAGGGGAUAGAGAAGGCUUUACCUUUCUUGAAGCCUUAUAGAAGUCUAUGUCCAUGUCUAUCUUUAUGAAUACAUAACUUUGUUAUGUUUCGUUGAUAGAACCGCUUACGUUUUUUGUGGGUCUUUAUGAACCUCUUACAUCAUCCAAGGCUUCCUUCCUGGGAUCGCUUUGAAAACCUUUCUACUUUUCCUCCCAAGAAUAUUGAUGCAAACAGAUUCUAAAUGUUCCAGUUCAUCAAUGUUUUCCUUGGAAGCAUAGUCACCGGGGAUGCUUUUCACAGCUCAACUUCCUUUAGUGGGCCUAUUGGGCCCAUACUUGUAAAUCCGUGAUAUAUACUUAGGUUAAGCGAUUACCAAGUCGAAUUCACGAGUUGAAUACGUGAGGAGAACUAUAUCUCCCUAUGAUCAUCAUCCCGGAACACUCAUCUCUCAGCAGCUGUUACGAGGAUCAAACUACGAUGAGUGGUCUGUUAAUAUGCGAUUGGCUCUUCAAGCCCAAAUGAAAGUUGGCUUCGCAUAUGACUCCAUUCCGCAUCCGGAGCAGUAUUCGGAAUACUAUGAAGAUUGUUGAGCAAACAGUGCGUUUGUGAUACCGUGGAUUAAACUCACAAUAGCGGAGACACUACGCUCCACCAUACCACACAGUAAUGAUGCACACGAGCUGUGGCUCUAUGUACAAUGAUGUUUCUGGCUAUGAAGCAUGGGGACGGGUAUUUAGUUUCAGUAUUGUCUAAUUUUAGGCAGCUAUAUGAUAUGAUUUUUAUGUUUAUUACUAAUAUAUGUGCCUUACCCGUAUCUGUAAAUUUUUGGUUUUGCUCCCGUCCCCGUAUCCGUCUCUGUGCAACAUAGGUUUCUGGUGAAGAACGGACAGCAUGUAAAACGUCUCAAAACAGAACUUGUGAACUGCUGUCAGAAAGGCAUGGUGAUUGAGGCAUACUAGGGGAAAAGUUUUGGUCGAGUUUAUCAGACUCUCAACGAGCUAAAACACCAGCAGAAAUGCAAAAGGAACGUGAAGAGAAUAAGCUGAUCCAUCAGUUUCUUAUGGGCUUAGAUAUAUAUCUGUUUUUGGAGCAGUAGUGAAAUCAAUUUUUCUCUCUCUCUCUCUCUCGUGAUCAACUACCUACUCUUGAUGAAGCAUAUAGUGUUUUUACUCAGGAAUAAGAAUCAAAGCUAGCUGCCCGAAUGAAUGAAGAAAAAUUGAGGGACAGAUGAAGCAUAUAGUAUGGCAUAUUAGUAUAGUUAUAUGUAAAUUAUAUAAUACAAUUGAUAAUAUAUAUCCAUAAUUUAUUUUUUU